This is a messenger RNA of Myiozetetes cayanensis, 10018 nucleotides long. RefSeq names its product zinc finger protein 106 (gene ZNF106). The record is from RefSeq and is a predicted model, not a curated record. Gene Ontology annotation, molecular function: RNA binding; SH3 domain binding; zinc ion binding. Gene Ontology annotation, cellular component: cytosol; membrane. Lineage: Eukaryota; Metazoa; Chordata; Aves; Passeriformes; Tyrannidae. Bases 149 to 5752 code for a protein of 1867 amino acids. The transcript is spliced from 22 exons.
GGUCUCGGCGCGGGUCGGCGCGGGCGGCGGGGCCGGGGCGGUCGGGCAGGCAGGGCCUCCGCGGGGCCGCAGGGCCAUGGGCUGCCGGGCCGCUCCCCUGGCCGGGGGUGCGAGCUGUAUGGGAUAAGAUCUUUCCAGAGUAAUAAGCAUGGUUCGGCAACGAAAAUGUGUAUUGUGUCACAUUGUGUACAACUCAAAAAAGGAGAUGGAAGAACACAUGAGAAGCAUGCUUCACCACAGAGAACUUGAAAACCUGAAGGGAAGGGAAAGCAACCAUGAAUGCCGGGUGUGCAGGGUGACACUGGUGGGUUUGUCAGCAUAUGCCAAGCACAUCUCCAGCCAGUUGCACAAAGACAAUGUUAAUGCCCAUGACAGAAAAGAGGAAGAGAAGGAAGAGGCAGAAGAAGAAUACCUUGACAAAGAACUCAUUCAACUAAUCAAGCAAAAGAAGGAACGGGAAGCUGAACCAAGUUGUGCAAACCAAGAAUUAGAAUGUGAUGACAGGAGAUCACAGAGAAGGAAAGAAGAAAGAGCUACUUACAAAGAAAGAGAAGCUUAUGAUCAGUCAUCGUGGCAUCGUCACAAUGCACCGCAAAGGGACUGGAAGUGGGAAAAGGAUGAUUAUAUUAGUCCUAGACAAGGCAAAUUUUCACACUCUCAGAGGAACCUCAAUAUAAACAGACAUUCAGGUGGCCCAAGGGGGCGCUCUGGGUGGCACCAGAAUGUUUCAGGAAGCUCUUCAAAUUGGCAUAACUAUGGGAAUUCUGGAAGUGUCCGGCAUCCGAGUGGGCGGGGAGGAGGAACGUCAAAUUGGCAUCACAGUGCCAGGGAAAGAAAUUCUACUUGGCACUCAGAGGAAACAGGUCAUUUUUCUAGCUGGAAUUCUAAGAGUUAUGGAGGAAACUGGAAAUCGAGUCCUCAUGGUGCAAAUGGCUGGAAUUUUGGAAGCUCAGGAGAGUCCUAUUCAUCAGAGCCAAUUAAAUACAAUAAGGAGAGGUAUCCAUGGCAGCGGCCGGAGAAAGAGGAUGUUCUGCCAUACAGGAAUCAAAGAAAGAGGAGCGACUUGCUUGAUUUUACUAGCGAUAAGCUUCCUUCUGAGGGGGCGUUGGAUUUCACUAUGUCAAAGCAACCAGAAAGCAAAACUUCAAGACCCAGUGGAAAAAGUGUCAGUCCUUCCAGAGAUAAAACAUAUCGCUGGAGUCCCUACCCAUCACAGAAAACUGCAGAGCAGCAACCAUGGUCUGAAGAUAAUGUUUCUAAAACUCCGGAUAAAAUGGAUUCUGUACUUACGGCUUCUACUGAUUCAUCAAUGACAGGAAAAACUUGUGAAGCCAGUGUUAGCCUUUCAAAACUUAAAGAACAGGAAGCAUCUUCCUCUUCUAAUGUAACCUCAGAUCACCUUGAUUCUUGCAAGGUAAAGCAAGACUGUUCCAAUGGUGAAAAGCCUAACAAAGAUGAUAGCAGAAGUAAUAAGAUGCCAUCACUGAAAUCCCCUCUUCUGAAUAUCACAGAUACAAAGUUAUCCUUGACAAAGCAAGACACAAACAGUCUCUUAAAAAAUGUCAAGCUUCUUUUAUCCUCAACUGGCAGUAAAGAGCAGAAUCAUUUGAACGCAGUGAACUUGGAAACAAAUGGUUUCUCCUCUUAUUCAUCGAAACUGCAUGGUGUUUGUGCUGAUAACAUACAAGACAACAAAGAUGUGCUUCGUAGCAGUCUUGGAGGGCCUGUUAAUAAUUUCAGUGAAGCAGAACAAAAUCCUGAAGAUGUUCAGUCCAACCAUUCCUUGCAUAAUGCUCCCUUAAACUCUUGCAAGGAUACAAGUGAAGAAGCUGGGAAAGCAUUGCCAAAGAAGGAAUUCAGACUAGAUUCAUUAGACGAUGUGAAUGGUGAUGACUUAAUGGGAAGUGAGAAGUCAGAAGCAAGUGUUGACAAGUUGGGUUCUUCUGUUAGGUCUUAUUUACCCUGUGACACUCCUGAAGGUAGACUCGCCACCUUUGAAAAGAAAGAUGAUGAAAAGAUAGCUGCUUCAAGUAUUGCUUCUGCUGAACUAAAAAAUUUUACGUUUCGGAUAGAAUCCACAGUUUCUUCAUCAAGCAGUCAGGACGGUUUGCAUGUGAGUUUGAAAACCUCGCAGGAUGGAGAAGGGAAUGAAGAGUGUGUCAAGUCACAUGAUCAAUUUGAAAUGGAAGGUUUUGAAAAUCCUUCAGAUAAUGAGCUUCAAAAAGGAGGAAGCCAGUCAGGAGGCCUUCUUCCUGAUUUAAGCAAACUUGGCCUCCCUGCUUCUCUGCAAAGAGAUCUGACACGGCAUAUUAGUCUGAAAAGCAAAGUCGGGACACAUCUCCCAGAGCCCAACCUCAAUAACGCACGGCGCAUUCGGAAUGUGAGUGGCCAUCGGAAAAGUGAGGCAGAGAAGGAGUCGGGGCUUAAACCCACCCUCAGGCAGAUCCUUAGUGCUUCCCGGCGAAAUGUAAACUGGGAUCAGGUCAUCCAGCAGGUAACCAAGAAAAAACAGGAACUUGGCAAAGGUUUACCAAGGUUUGGCAUAGAAAUGGUGCCUCUUGUUCAAAAUGAGCAAGAAGGUCUAGAACUCAGUGAAGAUUCUGAUCUGUCUACUCUAGAAGGAUUCCAGUGGGAAGGGAUUUCCUUAGCGGUGCCUGGCUCAGCCAGAAAACGUAGCUUUUCUGAAAGCAGUGUCAUAGCAGACAGAAAUCCUUCUGCUUAUAGCUUUUUCAGUGGACAAGCCAAAAUAAAAGGACAUGGGCAAAGGCAAAUAAUUGCAGCCAGCCACUCACAUCACAUAACAUCUGGAUAUGAGGCAAACACUGACAUUGAGGCUGACCAGAAACAGGAGACAGAUGCAUCAUCUCUUACUUUGUCACCUUUUAUGUCUGAAAGAACUGAGACUACUGGAAGAAGUCACAGCCUAGAGGCUGCCUCUGAGAUCACAGGCCUCACAAAACAAGAGCAGGAGAGCACAGAAAAGAGAACACCUCUUCUUGAAAAACAAAAUGUACUAGAGAUCUCAGAAGAAAAUCGUCCAGCUUCAAAUAGUGCUUCACUUCUUGCAGUGUCUAAUAACAUAGAUGCAGCUACAGAUAGUAGCUGCACAUCUGGAGCUGAACAGAAUGACAGCCAAGGAAUCGGAAAGAAGCGGAGAGCAACUGGAGAGGGAUCAUCUCCUGAAAUCCCUAGUCUAGAAAGAAAGAAUAAGAGAAGAAAAAUCAAAGGUAAAAAAGAACGUUCUCAGGUAGACCAGUUGUUGGCUAUUUCACUGAGAGAAGAAGAAUUAAGCAAGUCCCUGCAGAGUGUGGACACCAGUCUCUUGCAGGCUAGGGCUGCCCUGCAGGCUGCCUAUGUCGAGGUUCAACGGUUCCUUGUAUUAAAGCAACAGAUAACAAUGGAAAUGAGCACGCUGAGAAGUCAGAGAAUCGAGAUCUUGCAGGGGCUACAAGAAACAUAUGAACCUUCUGAACUCUCAGAGCAACUUUCCUGCAGUGUCUUAAGUGAGAGAAGAAACAGCAAAUCUCAGACAGCAACUGACUUAAUUCCUGCAGGCCCUCUCCAGCCCCUUUUGGACCCUUUGUAUUCUUCUGUGCCUCCAGUAGGAUCUUCUGUUCAUGUAAACACGCCGUCACCAUUCCAGUCCACUGGCAGCACACCUGCCAAUACUCCUGACUCCUCAGUACAAAUUAAACGAGAACCUAUGUCUCCAAAAGGCACCAAGGAAAACGCGAAUUCUGUACUCCAGAGCUCUCCAUGUGCUUCACGAGCAGAAGAAACAGAGCGGAAGGAUGAAGAGACCAACCAGAAAACUUCAGUGUAUCCAGUUAUCUCUGCAACCAUAUCCCUAUCAGAGCUGAUAUCUUGUUUCCAACACACUAAUCAAGAUGUCCACAAGCCUGCUGCAGACAGAGGAAAUUCUGGACUCCCUGAGAACCCUUCUCCUCAUUCACUAUCUGUUUUCAGCAAAAGCGAGGCAAAUGAUACAGCACCUGAAGGAUUUUUACUACAUCAGUGUAGCACUUCUCUUUCAAAGCAUUCAGUCGCCCUAGAAAUGCCAAUGGAUAAAACACCCAAAUUGUCAGCAGAACCAUCUGAGCAACACUUGGCAGCCACUGUAGUCCCAGCAGAAAAAGGGAACAGGAGGAGGAGAAGGUUGAGGAAGAAGAAAACUCUGAGGGCAGCCCAUGUGCCAGAGAACAGCGAUACAGAACAGGAUAUGAUGGACUCCAAACCUGUCCGGAAAGUCAAGGGUGGAAAGGUUCCUAAAGUAGAAAAAGUUACUACAUCUACUCCUCCAAGAGAGGAGGAUGGAGCUACUGCUCAGAAAGCAAAAAACAAAGAUAAGAAUGACAGUGAUGCUUCUCUGGAAGUAGUGGAAUUUUCAGCACCUCAGUGUGAGGUGGUUGAUGUUGGUUCAUCAGAGUCAGGAGAUGAGAAACCAGACAGUCCAUCAAAGAGGGAUUCACGCAGCUCUGUAGAUCAAGCACUCCUAGAGGCAUCUUGCUCUGGUUAUGAUGAAGUGAGCUCCACCAGUGAAAUUGGCACAAAUUAUAGGAAUGAUGGAAAAAGAAGUGUGGCUGAGACACAGACUUCCAUAUCAUCACUCAGAGGAUCAAAGAACUCCUCAGAAGUGUCUUCGGAGCCAGGUGAGGAUGAAGAACCUACAGAGGGAACCUUUGAGGGACACCUGGCUGCAGUGAAUGCUAUUCAGAUUUUUGGGAAUUUGUUGUAUACCUGCUCAGCAGACAAAACUGUUUGUGCCUACAAUCUCGUUAGCAGGAAGUGUGUGGCCAUCUUUGAAGGACAUACUUCAAAAGUGAACUGCCUUCUGGUCACUCAGACAAAUGGGAAGAAUGCUGCACUCUACACUGGCUCAAGCGACCACACUAUCAACUGUUACAAUAUCAAGACCAAAGAGUGUAUGGAACAAUUUAAAUUGGAAGAUAGAGUGCUCUGUUUACACAGUAGAUGGCGGAUCCUUUAUGCAGGCCUUGCAAAUGGCACUGUGGUUACUUUCAACAUAAAGAAUAAUAAACAGGUUGAUACCUUUGAAUGCCAUGGCCCUAGAGCAGUGAGCUGUCUGGCCACAGCUCAGGAAGGAGCACGCAAGUUGUUGGUAGUGGGUUCCUAUGACUGCACCAUCAGCGUGCGAGAUGCACGGAACGGACUGCUUCUCAGAACCCUGGAAGGUCACAGCAAGACUAUACUCUGCAUGAAGGUUGUGAAUGAUCUGGUAUUCAGUGGCUCCAGUGAUCAGUCUGUCCAUGCCCACAACAUUCAUACUGGAGAGCUGGUACGAAUCUAUAAGGGCCAUAACCAUGCAGUGACGGUUGUGAACAUUCUCGGGAAAGUGAUGGUGACAGCAUGUCUGGAUAAAUUUGUUCGUGUUUAUGAACUACAGUCGCACGACCGCUUGCAAGUCUAUGGAGGCCACACAGAUAUGAUCAUGUGUAUGACCAUCCAUAAGAGCAUGAUCUACACUGGAUGCUAUGAUGGCAGUGUCAGAGCUGUGAGGCUUAAUCUCAUGCAAAAUUAUCGUUGCUGGUGGCAUGGAUGUUCAUUGAUCUUUGGAGUUGUGGACCAUCUGAAACAACACCUGCUAACUGACCACACCAACCCAAAUUUUCAGACCCUGAAAUGUCGUUGGAAGAAUUGUGACGCUUUCUUUACUUCCAGGAAAGGUUCCAAGCAGGAUGCUGUAGGACACAUUGAAAGACAUGCUGAGGAUGACAGCAGGAUUGACUCAUGAAGCUUUUCACCUCCCACAUUGGGAAGUAAUUUUAUAUGUCAGAACUAUUCCAAAUAACAUCUGUUUCUUACUCCAGUCUUUCCUCUUUCUUUUCCCACUUGGAAUGCAAAAACUGAGUGGGGCUGAAAUUCAUUGCUAUGGAGAUUGCAGGUUGCGUUGCACCCUGUAGAAACAAGGCUGGUCAAUUAAGAUUUAGCCCAAAUUCUUGCAACUUUUUAAUUCAUUGACAGACAAGAAUAUUGCCUCUUCUUGUCUGCCUCGGGUUUUUUUUUGUUUGUUUGUUUUUGGGGUUUUGUUUUGUUUUGUUUGUUUUGUUUUUGAUUUGUUUUUUGUUGUGGUGGUGGUGGUGGUUUUUUGUUGUUGUUUUUUGUUUGGUUUGGUUUGGUUUGUGGUUUGUUUUUGUUUUUUUUUUUUUGGUUGUUUGUUUUAAGAUGUAUAGUCUUUGGGAAAUCCAGAGGGGUGUUGAAAACUUAGAUUCCAAUAGGUGCUGAUGUUUGCAAACUCAGCUUGAAGCCUGUUUAGUGUCUUAAGACAUGUCUGUUUUUAUGUUGUAUCCAAUUUUUUAGCCGAUUUUGAUAAAAUUCUGCAAACCAGAAUAUCACAAAUUCUAAAUGUAACCUGCAUAUCCGCUGUACAUUUUUACUUUCUUCAUAAAAUGAAAAGGUAUUUUAUGGAGACUGGAAUAAAUUAAUUUUUUUAAUGUUAAUUGUAACUUAUUUUUUAUUCCUUGUGUAGAAAUUGCUAUAACUGGCACAAUAUAUGCAGCGAUAGAUACCAUACCUCCUGAUGUAUUUUGUUUACUUGUGGGAAAGCAGUUAUUUCUUGAGAAUUAUGCCAGUAGCAGCAAAACAGCCAGAACAGUGGCUCUAAUCAUGUGCUUUGCAAUCUUAGUCUUUUUCAAUAGAGGUCUUUACGUACAGGAAAGAAGUAAGUGGUGUCUGCUUUGUUUUAGUUAAAGACCAACAUAACCACUACCGUCUUGAUACAACACCACAGUCGGAUUCCUGAUUUUAUUUGGAAUCUUAGUGACUGAGCUUUGCAGCCCCAUAUCUUCAUGGCACAGCAGACUAAGAGAAACGCAAAGGCACUGCCUGUCCAAGUGCAUCCACUUAGGCAGUGUUUUGUUUCUGUUGUUAACUGUCUUCAUGAGCUUGGGCAUGUCAAGUUCGCAAAAUCUCAGCUGGAAAGGAUGGAGCAGGAUUUUAACAUCUAAAGUACUCAAGCAGAAGCUGAGGAUACAAAAUGCAUAUCACAUGUGAAAGUCUUGUUUCUACUAAUGCACAGAAAGUACCACAGAGAGGCCAGUGCAGAAGGGGAGGCUGCUUCUACUUAUCGUGAUUCCUCUGCAGGUGUCCCUUGAUGGGCAAACGCUUCACCUGUGAAGUUCAGUGAAAUGUACUUCUUGCACUUGAGAUCCUCUCUCCCGUAAUGACACUAAUUUGGCAAAGAACCCUCUUAAUUUUGAGACUAAUCCAGCAAGGAACUUAGUGUUCACUUUUGCCUAACUUGCUGCUCAGGAUAAAGUAAGCACAGUUUCCUUAAACUGUAACAGAAGGUGAAGACAGACCAGUGUCAAACUGAGCUGCUUUAUAAAUGAAUCCAGGGCUUUUCAAGAAAAUUUAAUGUACUAUUUUUAUGAGGCAUCUCUUUCACCACUACUUUGAGACUUGCCAGCCAUAGACCAAGUAAGUUUUAUAGCCUCAUUCUUUGACUGUAAAGAAGCCUUUUUAGGCCAAGAAAGUGAGGGAAGCCCAUGGAUGUUCCACUGCCAUCAAACAGAGGAACUUCAGGGCCUUCUCUGAAGUACACUGGUUUUGUAUUAUCUUAGUGGACAAGCAUUUCUCUGUUAAUUGCUUGACAUUGAUGAUAUUUUUUGUGAGACAGGAAUAAAAUAUGAAGGAGAUGCAGUAGCAUCCUACUUCAGAGACAUGGGAAUCUCUGAGGUUCCAGUGUUCCUGUGGUGAUUUGUUUCUGGUUUUUUGGUUGUUUUUUUUUAUUAUGUUUAUGGAUACGAAAAAGCCCCAAUAUGUGGCUCAGACUUCAGGCUGUUUUGAGAGUGUUCUUGUUUUGGUUUGGGGGGAUGUGUGUUUGUGGUGUUGGGCUUUUUAUCUUUCUUUCUUUCUUUCUGUGGCCUGUGGAUGAAGCAAUUCAAUGAGAAUCUGGUUGAGGGAAAUCUUUAAGCAGUGUAAAUGUUUUCUGAUGGAGACUUUAAUGCUCUAAAGUCUCUGAGAGUGUUUGGUUUUUUUUCAUGACCUAAAAGCAGAAGACUGCAUAAUACUUAAACCAUUUCCAAAAGCGUUGAUAUUCAAGAGUUCUUCUGGGAGUUUUUUAACAACAAGGAGGGAGCAUGUAAGCGUGACGUAAACAAUGUGGAUAUCUCAAGCUGUUCUUCGUGGACUGUGCUUGAAGUGAAGAUGUGGAGGUGUGUCCCAAGGACAAGCAAGUGGGGCAAUAGUAGCAUUCUGAAAAAGGCUGUGUGAGAGUAGAUUUUGUUACUUCCUCAUUGUGAUUCUUCACAUUCUUUUAGCUGUUUUCAGGAACACGUAAAGAUAUUCCUCACUCGCUGUUGCAGCAAACACAGUUAUUACACUUUAUUUGCAUUCCUGAUUGCUUGCUGGGUUUAUCUUUUCUAGUUGGUGGAAGCAGUCUUGCUUUUCUUGUAGUCCAUUAUAUUUCCUAAUCUGUCCUCGAAAACAGUCCUCCUGAGAAGUCUGGGCUUCUGAAGUCCAGCUUUAGCAGUAGUGUCUUUUGCUAGUUUGUAGGUCAUUUCAGAUAUAUUUUAAGAAUCUUAAAAGGGAUAAGAGAUGUGAAAAUAGCAGAGCUGCAUGAGUGGAAAAUUCUGCUUCAUUUUAUAAACAAUUUUUUAAAAUCUUUAGGGGUUCAGAGGAAAAUGCUGCACUGCUUUGUCAAGAGGAAAUGUUGAAAGGAUUUGCUAUGAAGCUGUGCAGCCGUAAAAAUCUCCAGGGUUUUCUGGAGUUCUGUGGAGAGGUUUCCUAUUUGUUCGGGUGGAAUUCGGAGCAGAUUUCCUGUUGGCCAUUCACUUCUUCUGGAGGCAAUUGCAGAAGAGAGAUGCCAAACUAAUGUAUUGGCACAGUAUUCAUUAAUGAGAUUCUCUCUGGUCUUGAAACUUAGAGUUUUGACUCCUGAUAUACCUCCAGUCUAAGAGUGUAAUGACUUUGGGAAGGUGGACUAUUGGUGAAAUUUAACAGAGUAACAUUUGCAUGAAAAGCAGUAUUGCAUGUCUGAAGCCAGUUUCAGGACUAUUUAUUUUUUGUUUUGGUUUGGUUUUUUAUGGAAGUAAGAAGUUGUGGGUGAAAGAGUGAGUAGAGCGAAGGUUUAUUUUGUGAUUAGCUGUGGGAGGUUUUUUUAUUAGUCAAAUAUUAAGUAAUGAGUUCUGGACUUGUUAUAGGGCUGAUUACAUAUGGUAGGGCCUUGUGGCAUUGGUCCAUAUUUGUUUCUCCUUUCUCUUUCAAAUACAGAGGAAAAUACAGCUGUCUGGCAGUGCAGGAUACUCCGUGGCCUAAUGCUGCUGCUUCUGUGCAUGGAGGGGGAUGGAGGGGAAAGUGCUGCAUCCAUUGGUACAAAGAUGCAUUAAAUAUCCCAGCUUCUGCUUGCCUUGUGUCACUUAUGUGUGGAUUACAGACUUUAAACAUAUUGUCAGCACAUAAGUUGACUUCUGCAAACCAGCAGGAGCUUGGCUGUGUGGUGUGUUUGAAGUAGUGCAGUUCUUAGUGCACAUUUUCAAACUGUUCAAUCGUGCCGGAUCAAGAUAAAUGAUAACUGCAAACUCGCAAUAAAUGCCAGGGAAAAUGUUUCUGUUGGGAAAAUAUUUUUAUUUUCCCUUCUGUUGAAUUAAGACACAGGUACAGGUGAAUCUUUUUUUUCAGGCUUGUAUGGUACUAUAAUUUAAACAGUCUUAGUGUCCAGAGCUGCAGAAUAUGUGAGGAAGGAUAAGGAAACGGUUUCAGCUACUGUUUGUAAAAUAAUUAAUCUUCAAAGAGUAAACUGUGUAGGUAUAUAUAUUCUGUUAUAUGCACCUACCAGCUUCUCAAAUAUAAUUUUGCUGUAAUGUUAAACAGUCUUUUUGAAGAAUGGAAAUGGAAUAAAACAACUUGAUUAAAUAUUUAGUGAUUUAAGCUGUGUAGAACAUGUGCACAGAUUGACCCUGGUUUUCUUCUCUCACUUUGGUACAAAGCUGUGAGUGUAAUAAUGAAACUUUACAAGACAAAAAAAGAAAAGAAAAAAAAUAAAGUUCUUUAUAUUGUU